Molecule: messenger RNA, 1131 nt
Organism: Cutaneotrichosporon oleaginosum
Lineage: Eukaryota; Fungi; Basidiomycota; Tremellomycetes; Trichosporonales; Trichosporonaceae
Source: RefSeq, a predicted model, not a curated record
AGGACAUCUCGGCGGACCGUCACCCACCCAAACCAUCAACACUUCACUCCUCAACAGCAUCAUCCGGUGCACCUUUCGCCAUGCAGUCUGACGAGAUUAUUUGGCAAGUCAUCAACCAGCAGUUCUGCUCGUACAAGGUCAAGACCGUCACACAGAACUUCUGUCGCAAUGAGUACAACUUGACUGGCUUCUGCUCGCGGCAGUCUUGCCCGCUCGCCAACUCGCGAUAUGCUACUGUGCGCGAGAAGGAAGGUGUUCUCUACCUCUACGUCAAGACGAUCGAGCGUGCGCACUCGCCGGCCAAUCUUUGGGAGCGGAUUAAGCUGUCAAGCAACUACACCAAGGCGCUAGAACAGAUCGACAAGGAGCUCAUUUACUGGCCCAACUUUAUUACGCACAAAUGCAAGCAGCGUCUGACCAAGAUCACUCAGUACCUCAUCAAGAUGCGGCGACUGAGCAUGACGCAGCAGCCCAAGCUCGUGGGGAUUAAGAAGAAGUUGGAGCGCCGCGAGGCAACGCGCGAGCGGAAAGCUCUCGCCGCGGCCAAGCUGGAGAAGAGCAUUGAGAAGGAGCUGCUCGAGCGUCUUCGUUCGAAGGCGUACGGCGACGCACCGCUCAACGUCAACGAGGACGUGUGGCGCCAGGUCCUCGACCUCGACAAGGGCAAGGACCGACUCGAGGACAUGGAGGACGACGACAGUGUCUUGGACGAGGAGGAGUGGGAAGGCGGUGAACGCGAGUUUGUUGAGGACUCGGACGACGAAAGCGUCGACGACCUGGAGGACUACAGUGGAAGCGAGUUCGACGAGUUCGACAGUGAGGACGAUGGGCAGGAGUUCCCCUCGGACCUCGAGGUGUCGGACGAGGACAACGAUGAAGAGGGAAGUGAUGAGGAGCCAGAGGAGCCUAAGAAGGGGAAGAAGCCACCAGCACCUGCUGCUGGCACGAAGCGCAAGGCACCGCGCGAGCCGAAGCGUGCAGGCAAGAAGCGCCCUCACGUCAACGUCGAGUACGAGAUGGAGACAGAGCCGCUCUCUCGCGAGAUGAUCAACAACUGGUGAUCAACUAUACCUCUAGAUUAUAUACCUCAGGGACCUCUGCAUGCAUACAACACUGGCUGUCGAGAUUGCG